Messenger RNA from Aplosporella prunicola CBS 121167, 1068 nucleotides. RefSeq lists its product as uncharacterized. NCBI's taxonomy places the organism in Eukaryota, Fungi, Ascomycota, Dothideomycetes, Botryosphaeriales, Aplosporellaceae. The record is from RefSeq and is a predicted model, not a curated record. The transcript has 6 exons. The coding region runs from base 339 to 971 and encodes 210 amino acids.
AACUCUCUAGGAAGAUAAACCUAGAGAUCAGGGGUUUGGGGUGCGUCUAAGAAGCAUCGGUGAGAUGUACUUAACUACGUCUCUUUUCAACAAUUAUAGCGGGCAAGCAGAAGCUGAACGUGGACAAGUCAUAUCAAAGAGCGAGUCCUAGCUGCGCACUGUCGACGUAGUAACCUGACCGUAGGCCAUGGUUGUGGAGUUGUCGCGUCGGAGGUUGAUUCUUGUGUCGCUGCAGAGCCGAACCUAGUCAGCGUGUACGACGCAACACACAACACACCUUGCAUCUGCAUCAACAAUCAAGAUUCCCGCACACCGUUUCUCUCCAUCCCCUUCCCACCAUGCUUCCGCAAGACAAACACUAUCGCUACAUCGACGAGCCUCCACAUCUGCCUCCACCUUCGACACUAUUGCGGCCGCGGCAUCGGCACGACUAUUCCCUACGCGAGAUCUUAUAUAAUCGGCGGAAGAAGAUGGAUCGUGUUGAAGCCCUAGAUGCCGGGCGCAUGACGCGCCGGCGGGCCGCAGAGAUGGCCGCGGGGAAAGAUACUGCGGAGAAAGAUGCGGGUCAGGUCGUUCCUAAAGCGGCCCGGGCCGUAUCUAAAACAAAUCGGACCGUUUCCAGGGAUACUCAGACACGAGAGGCCGCUCCGGGGGAGUGUCGGAUUGUUUCCAGCGAUUCCAUCUUCGACGACCGACCCGAUUUUUACAUUCCGUCGUUUCUCACUCGGACUAUAACCCGUAAGAAGGAGAGCCUUAUACUCAUAACACCACGUAUCGAGUUCAUCGACUUCAAAGAGGCGCAGCGCCUCUGCGUCAAGGUUAAAGGACUACAGCCACAGGACCCGAGGGAUCUCAUCACCAGAGACAUUCUACUAAAUACGGCAGAUCUCGACUUAAUCCGGUUAACAGUAGCCGACGCUGUUAAGAUGGCGGCGAAGUUCCGCUCCUCUUCUACUAUAGAGUCGCACUAGAUCUCCGUCGUUAUUAGGCCUAUACUGCAGCUGAUCCGCCGCCUUAGUCUAUUCUGUAAAUGUGAUCCCGACGGUAAUAAUAACCUUACUAUCCUCG